Molecule: messenger RNA, 614 nt
Organism: Candidula unifasciata
Lineage: Eukaryota; Metazoa; Mollusca; Gastropoda; Stylommatophora; Geomitridae
Source: the annotation of a GenBank genome assembly
CUCAAGCCCCAAGCGCUGUAUUAUAUCUCUCGGCCCCGGGCCUCUGUGGUGGUCCUGAUGUUCCCCACGUCGCUCCAGAAUGCCGGAAAAAUUUGGCAGAGGGCAACGACGUGGGGGUCACGAAAACGCCCCCUGUCAGUGUGAAUAAUUUUUUGAUUGACCUAAACAACUCAGCACGCAAGAACGCAUCACAGACUCCUAGCUUCUUCACCUUCAAGAUCUCUCCUGUGGCCGGACUGACAGUGUUCUGGGAGGCAACUCUUGUCAACGAUACGUUGUACGUAGAGCUGCCUGCUGGCAUUCUGCCUGAAGGAUCCAAGGAGAGUUUGGUGACACUUCUGGAAUAUGCUGAAGAGAAACUCAAGUGCAAACACGUGGUCUGUUGCUUUAACAAGAACAGAGUUGACCGUGUGUCCCUGCUGAGAGUCUUCAACUUCUUCGGCUUCCAGAUUCUGCCACCUGGUCAUCCCUUGGUGGUCAGCCCAUCCCAGGAUCUCCUCUUCAUGGCUUACACUAUUGAGAGGGACUCUGAGCUGGACGACACUGAUGACAGUGACGAAGAGAACGACGGAAAGAGUGAGUGCAGCGAUGAUGACAGCUGCAGCGAUGGCUAA